Guillardia theta CCMP2712 is the source of this 753-nucleotide messenger RNA. RefSeq lists its product as hypothetical. The record is from RefSeq and is a predicted model, not a curated record. The transcript has a single exon. Bases 1 to 753 code for a protein of 250 amino acids. Lineage: Eukaryota; Cryptophyceae; Pyrenomonadales; Geminigeraceae.
AUGGAGCAUUCCGUCAGCCUUAUGUCUCCUAGCUCCAUGCCCCUGCUACUUCAGCGGCCCAAAUCUAACAUCGUUGCCUAUCCUCUCUACCUUCCUCCUGCUGCCCUCGCCUGGGCCCCCGCCUCCCUCAACCCUACAACUUCCCUUCCUUGCAUGGGCAAGGUGCGCCAGCGCAAGCUCAGCGUCGACGUGGCGCGUAAGAUCUUCAAAGACAGGGUGUCGGAUGCAAGCAGCAAGUUCGCGGAGAGCCAGGUCGUAGGCAAGUGCUACGGCGUGAGCUCCAAGACCGUCCGGGACAUAUGGGACAGGAGGUCGUGGGCCAAGCAUACCAGGGACAUGGCGGGGAGUCACGAGACGCAGCCCGAGGACCAGGCGCAGGCGUCGACUGUCAGCAGAAAGGACGACAACGGAGAGGCCGCACAGCAGACGCUGGCAGGCGGGAGACUGGCCGAGGUCUCGGAGACAGGAGAGAACGAGCAGGCCCAGCGGCGCUGCGAGGCAGCGAUGACUUUGUCUGAGUCGCCUCUCGGGACAUCAGAGACGGGGAGCUGCCUGCUGGAGACGAGCAGGAAGAGAGCAGCAUCGUUGAGCUGGGACGAAGAUAUCUGGAGCAUGAUGUCACCAGAGUGUGAUGCUCAAGACUUGACGGAGGAGACCGAGAUGCUUCCGGGACAGCCGGACAGGUUGUGCAUGGCCGAAGUGUACAUACCGGAGGAUGUGAGCGAGUGGUGCGUGGAGCCGAUGGCGAGAUGA